ACCUAUACAUUCACUACCUAGUCUCAUGGUUCAUGGCCUCGCCCAGUUAUCUGCCACCCACCAUCGCCACCCUGUUAUAAGCGACGGGAUGCGUGACGGUUCACCGCCCUUUAAUGGCGGCUUUCGCGGGUCGCGGCUGCUUCCGCAGGCGUGGAUUGAGGAGCAACUCGCGGAUCAGUACCAUGAGAUACAGGGCUUGCUUCUCGAUAAUCAGAGGUUGACGGCUACUCACGUCGCGCUAGAGCAAGAACUUGCUGUCCUCCAUCACGAGCUCCGGCGCAUCUCCCACGCUGCUGGGUCUAUGCAGGCUGAGAGAGAUGCUGAGUUUCGGGAGGUUUAUGACAAUUCCAUGAAGAUGAAUGCAGAACUUAGUGCUGCUGAUGCGAUGAGGGCAGAGCUCAUGCAGGUUCAGGGUGAAAUAGAAAAGCUGAAUGCAGCACGGAAUGAUCUUACAGCCAAAGUUCAGAUGCUUACCCAAGACAUGGAGAUGGCCUCAGCCGAAUUGCAACGGGCUCUGGCAAUUAAAGCUGAAAUUGAAGCCAUGAAGCAGGAAGUGCAGCGCAAUAGGGAUGCUAUAGAGUACGAAAAGAAGGAAUAUGCUGAUAAUUAUGAACAAGGUCAGUUACUAGAAAAAAAUCUAAUAUUGAUGGCUCGCAAGGUAGAAAAGCUACGCCUAGAGGUGGCUAAUGCUGAGAAGAGGGCUGGAGAGGGAGAAGCUGCUGGAAAUCAAGGUACAUGCGUCACUUUUUUCCUGCAAUUAACAGAUCAAAGUUGCUCAAAAAAUUUGGUUUUGUGAAAAUAGACAAUAACAAUCAUCACGUCC
Messenger RNA from Dendrobium catenatum, 823 nucleotides. RefSeq names its product protein FLX-like 1. The record is from RefSeq and is a predicted model, not a curated record. Lineage: Eukaryota; Viridiplantae; Streptophyta; Magnoliopsida; Asparagales; Orchidaceae. The coding region runs from base 26 to 796 and encodes 256 amino acids. The transcript has 3 exons.